Molecule: messenger RNA, 2710 nt
Organism: Siniperca chuatsi (mandarin fish)
Lineage: Eukaryota; Metazoa; Chordata; Actinopteri; Centrarchiformes; Sinipercidae
Gene: upf3a
Product: UPF3A regulator of nonsense mediated mRNA decay
Exons: 10
Coding region: 50-1453 (467 amino acids)
Biological process (GO): positive regulation of translation; nuclear-transcribed mRNA catabolic process, nonsense-mediated decay
Cellular component (GO): cytoplasm; nucleolus
Molecular function (GO): telomeric repeat DNA binding
Source: RefSeq, a predicted model, not a curated record
CUCGCGAGAACACAGCGACUUAACACGGGCGAGAGGGCGAUGGAGAGAAAUGAGGUCAGAAAAGGACCAAAUGACCGUGGGCAAGGCGAAAAGCGUCGUCGAGAUACAGUUUAGAGACAUCCCAAAAGAGCAGGAAAACAUUCCCGGUAACCCCAAGCAGAGAGAGGAGAAGAAAGAGGUUUUUACUAAGGUGGUGAUUCGAAGGCUUCCACCUAACCUGUCAAAGGACCAGCUAGAGGAACAGCUCAGUCCGCUUCCAUCCUAUGACUAUUUUGAGUUCUUUCCAGCUGAUCAAAGUCUUUAUCCCCACCUGUUCUGCAGAGCAUAUAUCAAUUUUAAAAACCCUGACGAUAUCCUGCUGUUUAGGGACCGGUUUGAUGGUUACGUCUUCAUUGACAACAAGGGCCAGGAGUAUCCUGCAGUGGUAGAGUUUGCCCCCUUCCAGAAAAUCUCAAAGAAGAAGCUAAAAAAGAAAGAUGCCAAAGCUGGGAGCAUUGAAGAAGACCCGGAAUAUAAGCGAUUCUUGGAGAAUUACUCCUGUGAUGAGGAGAAGUCGAUGGCCAACCCUGAGACUCUGCUGGGAGAGAUAGAGGCCAAGACCAGAGAGCUCAUAGCCAAACGGACAACACCGCUGUUGGAGUACAUUAAGAAUAAGAAAAUUGAGAAACAGAGAAUAAGAGAGGAGAAGAGAGAGGAGAGGAGAAGAAGAGAGCUUGAAAAGAAGCGGCAAAGGGAGGAGGAAAAGAGAAAGCGACGAGAGGAGGAGAGACGCAAACGAAAAGAGGCAGAGAAGCAGAAGAAAUUGUCUGAUAAAGACAUCAAAAUCAAGCUCCUGAAGAAAAGUGACAGAGACGAUGAUGUGGAUUCAGACAGAAUGAAAGACAAAAGUGACAUUGGAGAGACAGACAGAGGCAAAUGGGAGAAAGCUGGAGGACAAAUGAAGUCAAAGGACCCCAAAGACAAAGGUCAGCCUGAGAGUGACAAGGAGCAGAGAGAGCAACAUGGCCGCAGACAGAGAGAUAAGGAUCACCGUGGGAAAGAUGAAGAGAGGAAACGACAGCGACACCACUAUGAAUUUGACAAGUUUAUGCGCCGCAAAGAUGAGACAAAAUGGGGAAAGGGCUACUGCCAGGACCGAGCCAAGAAAGAGGGGCACCAUCAUGGCUAUUCUUACUGCCCUGAUAGUGGAGACAAACUGGGAAAGGAGGACAGGGAGGACCUGGGUAACAGGAAGGAACGCCUCCGAAACAAGGUGAGCGAGAAGGACCGUCCAGCCAUGCAGCUCUAUCAGCCAGGUGCACGCAACAGGAAGCGCAUGAGCUCAACAGGCAAAAGCUAUGACUGCAUCCCUGUGGGCCACUCACCUGAAUCCGGGACAGAGCAUUGUUAUGAAGUGGUCGCUCUGGCAACAGGGCUGGAAAAGGGGUUUGAGAAAAGCAAAGAUGAACAGUGAGCAGUCUGGAUGUAUAUAGAAAAUACAAAUAAAUUAUUCAGCUUUUCAGCCUAAGUUGAUGGUGACAUGUUUGAUUGGUUAUCAUUGAGCUUUUAAAUAUAAUAUACUUCAGUGAGGGAGAACGGCACUUCAAAAGCAAACAGUCUUUUAGUCAUUUUCAUCAGUAUUAGGUGUAAUAAAAGUCAAAACUUUGAAUGUUGGUCAAUGUUUUUGUUUUGCUGGAGCAUGAACAUUUUUAGCACACAAUAGAUAUUUUAACUGUCCCACUUUUUCGUAUUCAAUGAAUUAUAUAGGUAUACCAUUAAGUUGAAUCCUUGGAAUAAACCAUGUGAAAAAUACUGACAACAGGGGCAAACAGUAGUUACCUUUAUGAUAGCACAACAGUUUAUUCGAUUUCUCAUAAUUAUUUUGCUUAUUUCAUGAACUAUUUUGGUUCAAAUGCACAGAUUGAUAUAUGUGUCUUAUUUUUUGAAAUUGCCUCCUGCUAGCUAGUUUGCAAUUUCAUCAAAGUUUUGUCACGUGAGGCAGUCCAGUGUCAUCCCUUCUGGUCAUCGUGUUUUUGAAGUGCGUCCCUCCAAGAGGCAGCUCACGUUUGGUAUCCAUCAACAAUUUGCUGGUGUAACCAUGACCUCAUCCUCUGCAACAGAUCUUGUUACUAAGUCUUUGUAGACUAGAUGUUUUUAAUAAUCCUAUAGAUUUUAUUAAAAUGGCAUAUAAUGUAAGUAGAACUUACAAACAAUGGAUGUAGAAAAUUUAACAGAUGAAAUCCUGUGUGUAUUUUUGUGUGUAAAGGUGAAAGAGGAUAAGAAUUAUUGAUGAGGAGGACAAUGUCAACGCGUUGUCAACGUCAAUGUUUUAGCGCUUUUCCAAAUUUUUAUGUGUCUUAUUACAUUUGGUCCAUCUCAUUCUAAAGUGUCAUAGAAAGAAUCUUAUUGUGUGAAAAGCUUUGUACAUGAUCACCCACGAGCCAAGAAGAACAUGUUCUCUACAUUUCUAUAAAGCAUUUCCUAGAAAUAAAAUGUAAAGUUGCAAAGUAAGACAGAUAAGUGAAAACAAUGAAUUUUCUAUGCUGUGUGCAUGGUUUUCUAUUGAUUCAGUCAACGUAAUGUAAUGGGAAAGCCACAAAUAUUGAUAAAGUAAUAUGGUCUGUUUAACAAGCCUUAUAUUACCUUUGCACAUGACCUAACAUUUGUCUGUCAUACCUCUUGUAUCAUUGUUUUCUUUAAAUUGUGAGAAAAUAAAGCUCUUCUACCGUUA